Sebastes umbrosus (honeycomb rockfish) is the source of this 5699-nucleotide messenger RNA. RefSeq names its product inositol polyphosphate phosphatase-like 1b (gene inppl1b). Gene Ontology annotation, molecular function: phosphatase activity; protein binding. Gene Ontology annotation, biological process: phosphatidylinositol dephosphorylation. NCBI's taxonomy places the organism in Eukaryota, Metazoa, Chordata, Actinopteri, Perciformes, Sebastidae. The coding region runs from base 1327 to 4971 and encodes 1214 amino acids. The transcript is spliced from 27 exons. The record is from RefSeq and is a predicted model, not a curated record.
AGUAAAUAUGCCUGCCAGAGGAUGAAACGUCUGAAGAUAAAAAUGAUAAAAAACAAGGAAGAAACUGAGCUCACCUGUGUGUGUGUGUGUGGUAAGCUGUGUUUUCUGUUUUGAAUAUGAGGGCAGGGGCUGAGGGAGGAAGGAGCAGAGAGACGAGAGAAGAGAGAGAGAGAAAGGAAGCAGUCUGCUGUUUCACACACUGGUGGUGGAGUUGAGCCCCUCGCAAGAAUUCUCCUGGCUAUGUCCGCCAUCUGGAAUGUCGAGUCACUUCCUCUGUCUGCCCUGCGCUCUAGCGGGGUUGUCCUCUGCCUCUCUGCUCCCUCCCUCUGCUCUGACAGCACUCUCAAGAACCGCUGGAGACCACGCCAGAGCGGACAAGACACACACGCCAGCACACAAACAUACAGUAUGAAAGCGAGACCCCCGGAGUAGCCCACGUCCAACUCAGACACACUCUAAAUGGAAUCUGGGCCUGGAAGAAGCAAAGACAACUGCAGUCAUCAGCUGGACUUUUUGGAGGGUGUUCCUAUUCCCUUAUAUGGCAACAGAGCUGGGAAAUCAUUUGAAUUAGUCUGGUUUCUGUUGCAUGCCUGUCUGGUUUUAGUGCUGACUGAGUUCCAUCUGUUUCUGCCUCUGCUGUGUGUGCGUGUGUGAGUGUGUGGGCGCCGUACGUACGUGUGGCUUGAUUUGUUUGUUUUUGCCAUUCUUUGUUCUUCUUUUCCUGUUGUUUGCAUGUGGGGUUUUUGUUUUGGGACAAGAGGAGGGCUUGUGUUUGUGGUUAAGCUAGAGGCACCGUCAUUGCCUCAGGGGUGGCUGCUUCAUUCAAGACUGUGCAGCACCUCUCGCUAUUUUUCCUCUACCUACCCUCGCUCCCUCGCCGCCGCUGCUGCGAUGGUCUGUGUUUGUUGGAGCAACACACCCACCUGGGUGCAGCAACUUGAAGACUGAAACAGGGUCUCUCUACACACGGAUAUUAUUAGUUGAGGAGCGAGCUGUUGUUAAAGUGGACUAACCUCACAAUCAGCUGGAUGUCUUUAUUCCUCCAUCGCAACAGGAUGUGUGACCCUGAAGGAGCCAACGGGGACCCAGGAAGUGCUAGCUGGUACAGACAAAGUGAUGGGUUGUCUGCUUGACACUUUGAUCACGAAGAAAAGGAUCAUGGGAAAGAUCUAAACACUAUAAUAGACCACUCAACACACUCUGGCGCUGACAACUUGAAUGACAGUCUGCCGGCGCGAUGCCAUGAUCUGAGCAAAGUCUGGCGUUAAGUUUGUGUUCACCUCAUGUGGAUUAUUUUUAUGAACAUAUCUCGCAACAUUGAUUGCCAUGGCUACGGCGGCAUGGUAUCAUCGUGACAUCAGCCGUGUGCACGCAGAGGACUUGCUGGCACGGGCAGGGAGGGAUGGCAGCUACCUAGUGAGAGACAGUGAGUCUGUGCCAGGAGCCUAUGCAUUGUGCUUGCUGUUCCAACGUCAUGUUCACACCUAUCGUAUUCUUCCCGACGCAGACGGCCUUCUAGCAGUUCAGACAACACAGGGGGUGCAGGUGAACUGUUUUCGUACCCUGGAGGACCUGGUGUUGGGGUACCAGCAUCCUCACAAGGGCCUGGUCACUCCUCUGCUCUUCGCUGUUCCCCGUGAUACGGACACUGGGGACGAGAGCUCAGAUGACGAGAAACCGCCUCCAGCUCCAGCCCCUGUCAACACAGUGCCUUUCCCAGGACCACCAGCAAAACCAGCCCCUCAUGCCCUGUUCCUGGACAAGUUGCAGGAGCUCAACACAUCCAGUACUGCGGGUGAGGUGAUCGGUCUACUCAAUGACUACCUCUUCAGUGAGCUGCCUCUUGACAUUGAGAACGUGCACAAAGGGGCAACAACGCUCUGCCACCUCAAGCGCACUCUGGGUACUGCGUGCCAAGGCUUGAACAGUGAGAUCGACCUGACUCUCUCAAGUCUGGAAACCCUGGCCAAGGUCUUCGACCAUCCUAGCUGCUCUUUAACACACACCAAAGCACAGGGCCCAGAGAUGGAGAUAGACACCCUGUUGUGUAAGAUUUCUGCUUUAGUCAGCCUCCUGUCUUCGCUGGAGAAAAAGGUAUUAAAAGCAUUACAAGAUGCCGUGACUAAUCAUAAUCUGGCAGUGCAGCCUAACCCGCCUCCUCCUGAACCAACACUCACUCAUGUAACACCUGUCAAGAACCACGCCAGACAGCUGCCCGUCCAUUCCUUUCAGGUGAAGAUGGUGAGGUACGGCAGACAGACUGUUUCUGUGGAUGUGGACACAGGAGUGCUGCUCUUUGACAGGAAGGCUGGUUCAUUUGGUAUAGAGAGGGUCUCACAUGACAGAAUCCUUCAGAUUGUCAAGUUCCAGAGCAGUCCGGCCAAGGUACGCAUGGUGGUUGACAGCCACCACAACACACCACGGGAGAUGACGUUUGAGAGUGCACGGAAACGUGAUGCCUUCUGCCAGCUCCUCCAGCUGAUGAGAAGCAGGCACUCUCAGCUGAGGGAACCUGACGUGAUCUCUGUGUUUGUUGGCACCUGGAACAUGGGUGGUUCCCCUCCUCCUCGCAACCUGCAGUCAUGGGUGACCUGCUGCGGUUUGGGUCACACCCCUGAUGACUCGACCGCCAUGCUCCCUCAUGACAUCUACGCCCUGGGGACGCAGGAGAACCCUCAGGGGGAGAGAGAGUGGACAGAACAUAUCAAAGCAACGCUUCGCAGCCACACUCACAUCGACUUCAAACAAGUGGCAGUACAGUCCCUCUGGAACAUGAGACUGGCUGUGUUUGUGAAGCCAGAGCAUGAGAGUCGCAUCAGCCAUGUGAACACAGCCAGUGUGAAGACUGGCACAUUGGGAAACAAGGGAGCGGUUGGCGUCUCCUUCCUCUUCAAUGGAACAUCUUUUGGGUUUGUUAACUGCCACCUGACCUCUGGAAGUGAGAAAGUCCUGAGGAGGAACCAGAACUUUGUGGACAUCCUCAGACUGCUCUCUCUGGGCGACAAACAGCUCGGUGCCUUCGAUAUCAGCCUGCGCUUCGCCCAUCUCUUUUGGUGCGGAGACCUCAACUACAGACUUGACUUAGAUGUGCAGGACAUCCUGAAACACGUAUCUAAGAGAGAGUUCGAGGAGCUCAUGUGUGCAGACCAGCUGACCCGAGAGAGACACAAGAGGAAGUCCUUUCUCAAUUUCAAGGAAGAGAAGAUUGCGUUUCCACCCACCUAUCGGUAUGAACGGGGCUCCAGAGACUGCUACCUGUGGCAGAAGUACAAGACUUCAGGAGUUCGAGUCAAUGUCCCAUCAUGGUGUGAUAGGAUUCUGUGGAAGUCCUACCCAGAGAUGCACAUCAUGUGCACUGCAUAUGGUUGCACAGAUGACAUCUUCACCAGCGAUCACUCGCCUGUUUUUGCCACAUUCCAAGUGGGAGUGACGUCACCGUUUGGCUCCAAAACAGACACAAAUCCAAGCAUGGAGAAGGCUUGGGUAGAGCUGGAAGGCAUCGAGGCCAUCGUGAAGACGGCGAGCAAAGCAAAGUUCUUCAUUGAAUUUCAUUCGUCUUGCCUUGAAGAGACACGACGCUCAAGUGAGAAUGACUCACAGAGCUGUGACGUUCCCCGCUUUCUGAAACUGGGCUGGUCCUUCAAACAGCUGCCGAAGCUUCUUCCAAUCAUGUCCGACAUGGAGUAUCUUCAGGAUCAGCACCUGCUGUUGUCCGUCAAGUCAUGUGACGGGUUUGAGUCAUACGGUGAAUGCUGUGUGGCUCUGCGCUCACUCGCCGGUGCGUCGGAGCAGUUUGAGACCUUUUUGAGUCACCGAGGCGAGGAGAUGGGCUCCAUAAGAGGACGAGUCAGGGUUCAUGUGCCCAAGGACAGACGAGGAACUCGGGAGAAGACCUAUGAGUGGUUCUAUUUUGAGAAAGGUGAUAAAGGUCCUGGGAGAGGACACAUGUCUCCUGCAUCUACGCGGGCCCCAAUAAACAGGUCCUUGGCAGCUCCUCCCAAACUAACUCCAAGCAGCUACACCAAUCCAGCCUACUUCAUCUUUGAAGGAGUGUCGGUGCCACGCAGGGUAGAAGAGGCACUCCCUCAGCGACGGGACCCUCAGGUGAUCUGGUCUGGAAAUGAGGCCUUGCAGCUCCCAAAAAUCUCAGGACGUCAGGGCUUCGACAGAAGACCCUGUCGCAGAUCAGACUUUACAGAGAUUGAAAUACCAGCCGUCCUGCCCCAGUACACUUCAACCAAUGACCUUCACACGCCCCAAACCAACUCCUCCUAUCAGCUUUUCCCGGCCAAAAACCCAUCUCCCAUACCUCCACCCUCAAGUAACGCCUUGCCACAGUACCAGGAACAGACUUCACAGCCCAGAGACAAAUACCAAGUUAAAAAAAUAGUUCAAGACUCCAUACUGCCCGAGAAGAACCUGAGGAAUUUGUAUAUGAAUCACUCAGCAAUCAUCAGGGAAAAAAACAGAAGGGACCAACAUCAGACCAAUCCUGUCCGGGCAGCCAAGGUGCCGUCAGCUUUCCCCUACACCCCCACUCACUUAGCACACUCUAAGGCCUCUGCUCCCUGGAUGGUGGACCAGCAGCCCCCUGGACGUACAGGAGACAACUCCCUCACUGCUUUGCAAAUGGCCAAGUCCCUCAGCGAAGUUGACUUCUUCCCCACAGUGCAGAGAGGCCCGUCCAUACCCAACCAUAGGCCAAGUUAUAGAAAUGGCCCCUCCAUGCAUGGAGAUAGAAGCUACAGCUGGGAGAAAGAGGUGUCCGUGCUCCAAGGUGCACCAGAGACCGUGCGGGAGCUUCUCAGUGCUCUGGGUCUUCAGAAAUACACCCUGGGACUCAGCCUUAAUGGCUGGGAUGAUCUGGAUUACUUCAGUGGCAUCACUGAGGAGGAUCUAUGCGCCGCAGGAGUGACGAACCCUUCCCACCGACGCAGAAUCCUCGAGAGCCUGCCCAGGAACUGGAACUGACACACAGAGAUGAUAAACGUUGCUGGUACGAAAAGCCUCGCAGUCCGCUCAAUUAGAACUGGAAAAACUGUUAGAACCGAGAGCCGAAAGGAGGACAGACUGAUCGGUUAUCAAUCACAUCAGCUGGACUUUGCUACAGCCCUGCCGCCUGCUCAUUUACUCGAUCAAUACUGUAACAAUAGUUAGUCUGUGUCAACACAGCAAAGGGAACAUAACGCAGGAUGCACUUGUCGCACAGUCUGCUUUUUUCAUCCAUCCAUCUUGACGGAUAAUGAAAGCGGUGGGUGAUAUAUGAAUGGAAAACCUUGAUGUGUGUCUCCAGUUUCUGACACAAAUAUUGAUUAUGAUAUCAAGGUCUCAUUGAUUUAGCUUUGAAUGAUUUUUAAAUGACUAUAAAAAUAUAGUCCUUCAAUUUCCAGUGUUCACUCAAGGCUAGUGUUUACCAUUCAUCCCUCCUACUGUGUGCUCUCCAUUACUCUGCUAUCAUUGAGCCUGGAUCUGAGCUUGUAAAAGCCCUCUAUUAAACCUAUGGAGCAUUAAAUCCAUAACUGUACAUAUCUACUGGAACACCGUCUGUAAAGUUGGUAUACAAGGACCUUCCACUAUCUCAUUUUGUUUACUGUCUCCUACUGUUGCUAUCGUGUCACUUAAUCAGCACCAAUGUCCAUUGUGCAUGUUUUAUGCAGCCUUUUAUAAAGUAAAGUGCAUAAAGCAACUCUUGACUGUCA